Molecule: messenger RNA, 1510 nt
Organism: Triticum urartu
Lineage: Eukaryota; Viridiplantae; Streptophyta; Magnoliopsida; Poales; Poaceae
Product: dehydrin DHN1-like
Biological process (GO): response to water deprivation; response to abscisic acid; cold acclimation
Cellular component (GO): cytosol
Source: RefSeq, a predicted model, not a curated record
GCAGUCGCACUUGGCUGCAUCGCAACCCGCAGCAGUUCAACACUUACACAGCCAUACACAUCACCUGUAGAUCGACCGGUGUCUUACGCGACGAUGGAGUACCAGGGGCAGACCGGCCACGCCACCGACAAGGUGGAGGAGUACGGCCAGCCCGUGGCCGACCACGGCGGCGCCACCGGCGGGCCCACGGGGACGCACGGCGCCGCCGCCGCCGCGGGUGCCGGGCAGCUCCAGCCGACCAGGGACGACCACAAGACCGACGGCGUCCUGCACCGCUCCGGCAGCUCCAGCUCCAGCUCGUCUGAGGACGACGGCGCUGGCGGGAGGAGGAAGAAAGGGAUGAAGGAGAAGAUCAAGGAGAAGCUCCCCGGCAGAGCCCACAAGGACGCCACCGGGCAGCAGCACACGCCGGCGGCCGGCGAGUACGCCGGCACCGGCACCGGCACGCACGGCGCGGAGGCCACCGGCGAGAAGAAGGGUGUCAUGGAGAAGAUCAAGGAGAAGCUUCCCGGCGGACAGCACUGUUCACGGGAUCUUGUGAUGUCAUUGCCCGUGGCGAUCACGUCAGGUAGUCAUGCCCUUCGAGAAUGUCCGAAGACGUACGUGGCGCCGCAGACGACUCCGCGUGGCAUGCAGCCGCACCUUUUACUCUCGCCGGCUUUGUUUAUUGGCCGAAGGAUAGCCGCUCCACUAUACAUGCACGCACACGUCCUUCCACCUGCUCGAACACCUACGACCAUUAUAAACAGACCAUCCGGACAGCUUUGCACUUAUCUCCAUCGCAGUUCGCAACAGUUCAACACACUUACACAACCACACGUAUCACCUCUAGAUCGAUCACAUUUCGUAGUCCGUACCACGUCCGACGAUAUGGAGUACCAGGGGCAGCACGGCCACGCCACCGACAAGGUGGAGGAGUACGGCCAGCCCGUGGCCGGGCACGGCGGCGCCACCGGCGGCCCCACGGGGACGCACGGCGCUGCCGGAGCCGGAGGCGCGCAGCUCCAGGCGACGCGGGACGAGCACAAGACCGACGGCGUUCUGCGCCGCUCCGGCAGCUCCAGCUCCAGCAGCUCGUCUGAGGACGACGGCGUGGGCGGGAGGAGGAAGAAGGGGAUGAAGGAGAAGAUCAAGGAGAAGCUCCCCGGCGGAGCCCACAAGGACGCCACCGCCGGGCAGCAGCACACGGCGGUGGCGGGCGAGUACGCGGGCACGCACGGCACCGAGGCCACCGGCGAGAAGAAGGGCGUCAUGGACAAGAUCAAGGAGAAGCUUCCCGGCGGACAACACUGAGCCAGCUAUGCAUGCGUGUCUCUAUGUUCCGUCAAAGCUCGGCUAGCAUUUGCAGCCAUGCUUUACUACGGAUAAUAAAUAAUAAGUACAAUGGACUCCGAUGUACGUUGUGUGCACGACCGCGUCCGUGUGACGCAUUUGUGUAUUCGUAUACGGUAUGAUGUGUGUACAUACAUCGUAAUAGAAAAACGUUUGUGUUGUUGUGUUUUUGUGGUAA